Echinostoma caproni is the source of this 1740-nucleotide messenger RNA. The record is from the annotation of a GenBank genome assembly. Lineage: Eukaryota; Metazoa; Platyhelminthes; Trematoda; Plagiorchiida; Echinostomatidae.
AUGGCCGCUAUUUUACGCUUUUUCAGUCGUCGGUUUGGGCGCAAAAAGAACGCACCUGCACCAAGUCACGUGGAGGAUGAUAUGGUCGACACAAAAACGAAGAAAAAGAAAAAAUCGGAUUUGGAAUGUAGAGUUACUUAUUUAGAUGGCACAGAGCAGACAUUCUUCCUACCUAAAAAAGCACAGGCCAAAGAUCUUUAUGACAUUGCAUUUGCUUAUGUUGGAAUCAACGAGGAAAAAGAUUAUUUUGGACUAAAGUAUUACGGAAAAUAUUGUGUAGGUUUUUCUAAUAAACGCACGUUACUUCCACAGAUCUGGUUAGAUCCGACGAAAGAAAUUCGUGAUCAGUGCAAAGCUUAUUCUCCAUAUCCUAUUGCUCUGAAAGUCAAGUUUUUUGCAUCAGAUCCUCAAAAUCUGAGAGAUGAGUACACAAGAUAUUUGGUUGUUCUACAGCUUCGUGAAGAUAUACGAUCAGGAAAGUUACCAUGUGAAGAUUUGCAAUUGGCGGCUGAACUGGCGGCUUUACUUCUUCAAGCUGAAUUUGGUGACUAUGAUCCAUCUCAGCAUACACCUGUAUUCGUUUCCACUUUUCGUUUUCUACCGGAUGAAAAGCAAACAGAGGAUUUUGAGUUAGCUGUGUUAUAUCAAUACAGAGCACUCAGCAAUCGAAGACUAACUCCAGCUGCAGCAGAAUCUCUUUAUUUGGAAAAAGCUCGAUUACUGCCGGACUACGGUGUGGACAUGCACACGGUCAAGGGCAAAAAUAAAGAGGAGUACAAACUGGGGCUAACUCCAACUGGAAUUUUGGUCUAUGAGGGAUCUAACAAGAUUGGACUAUUCAUUUGGUCAAUGAUUUUGAAAUUGGAAAUGAAUCGGAAUAAAUUGAAAAUCCUCGUUGCGGAUGAGGACGAGGCCUCGCGCAAAGUUACUGAGAUCGCCUUCUGUUUUGUUCUCCCGGAUAGUAGAUCUUGUAAAGAGUUAUGGAAAAGUGCAGUCGAGCAUCACACAUUUUUCCGUCUCACAGAUCGAUGCCCAUCUCCACCGAAACGACGACAAUUUUUCAGACUACGUUCUCGAUUUCAUGCCAGUUUUAAUACGGAAUAUCAGUUGCACAAUUUGAACUUGUUUGGCAGUAGCAGCUUCCGCAAACGUCGCGCUGGAUCUGCACGAGGCACUCCCAGUGCACCGUCCAGUCCCAAUGUGUCCACUCCACGCGGGAUCCCAGAACCAGGAUCUGUUGCACCGAAAACCGCUUCCAGUUUUCGACGUGUGCCAAGCAGACGAUUUACAUCCCGCCCCAGUUUUUCUAACCGCGGUGGACCGGAUGAGAGAACCAAGGCGAAAUGGAAUCGAACUCCUAAUAUCAAUCCUUCCACACCAAACACCAGCAGUCCAGUCGCCCCUGGUGCUGAAGUGUUUGACCAUGCACGUACUGUGGUCAGUGUUGAACGCGCCUCCAGACGUGAUUCUCCCACAUCCACCGAUACUGCUGCUGUUUCUGGUGAUUUUAGUCGAUCCUCUCCUCUCCAAAUCAGUGUUCGUCGUCGUUCUCCACCGGUGCCGGGUUCUAAUGAAAAAACCUCUCCACUCCCGCCAACCGCAGUUCGUGUCACACCGCAACUGGGUGAAUCCGGAAAAAUUACACUCAGCUCUCCACCCACUAAACCUCCUCGAAAAGGUCCCGCUCCGGGGGUUCGAAAUGGACCUUCAUUAAGAGAUGUGGAAAUGAAUGAGUGGUAA